UUCUCGACGUUUUGCCGUUCACGUGCGCCCAGAGAGCUUGACGCAUUCCACUCGCGCACAUGCGGAGGAGUGCAACGAGCCAAGCACCACGAAUGUGGCUGAGUGACUGCAGUGAUGACGGCGCCUUCCUCGGCGCCAUUCAACAUGGAUAACCUUACUCCUGCUCUGCCCAUAUAUCCCUCUUGCCUCCUCCCGCCGUGCCUGCGACCCUGGAUACUACUCUACAAUCAAACGCGCUCGCCGUGUGACGAUAUUACUGCAAGCUAAAGUACCCUUGCUUGGCCAACCCGCAGCGCGCGUAUAGCUCCACCUCUCCGCACCACCUCCGCACCCGCACGAUCGGCCGCGACGCGCAACGAAGCCACGGACAUUCUAGCUGCACAUUCGUAGCGCACGCAACUCGCAAACAUGUUCUUCUUCUUCACGUGCGGGACACACACCUUCAACUCGCAGCUCAAGGGCGCCGAGCACAUCACAGUACAAUGCCAGAACUGCGGCAACUUCUCUGGCAGAGUGAUGAAGCGCUGGGAAUGGUUCACAUUCUGCUUCGUCCCGCUCAUCCCGUUCUCGCUCAAGCCCUAUAAGGAGGUUGGCUGCCACAUCUGCAACUUCUGGCAAGACAUCAAGUACCGCCCCGACGUGCAGCAACAGAUGCAGGGCGGCGAAGGACAGCCCGCAGUCAUGAUGCACGGUGGGAACGGUCACGGUGCACCACCGAGCGGCGUGCCGCAAUACAAGUGAAGAGGGGAGGUGUGAAGAUGGGCUGAAGCGUUGAGGAGUGGGAUUAUGAUCCGAUUGGAGAGCGUUGGGGUCGAGGUUGAAUGUGGUGACGACCUCAAGGCUUGCCUCUGAUGGACACAGAAAGCGUUGCCUUUUGCAGGACAGGAGCGCAGGAGUGUUUUGGACGAGUCAUGCUUUGUCAUCUCUCGAGGCGUUUGGGACUGCGAACAGAUACCAUACGGCAUUUCUUUGUGUAUUGAGUCAGUAUUUAUUUUUCGCUACCACGCGCGCCCUUCAUUUAAAC
Molecule: messenger RNA, 1024 nt
Organism: Didymella exigua CBS 183.55
Lineage: Eukaryota; Fungi; Ascomycota; Dothideomycetes; Pleosporales; Didymellaceae
Exons: 3
Coding region: 409-741 (110 amino acids)
Source: RefSeq, a predicted model, not a curated record